This is a messenger RNA of Gymnodraco acuticeps, 1335 nucleotides long. It is a transcript of the gene mcmdc2, whose product is annotated as minichromosome maintenance domain containing 2. The transcript is spliced from 9 exons. Lineage: Eukaryota; Metazoa; Chordata; Actinopteri; Perciformes; Bathydraconidae. The coding region runs from base 1 to 1335 and encodes 444 amino acids. The record is from RefSeq and is a predicted model, not a curated record.
AUGAGUGACAUUUUGUCCUUAAAAGAGUCGGUUCUGGUGUAUUUAGACAGAAGUGGAGGACUUCAGAGACUGGGAGAAGACUGCAGACCUUUUAACGAGCCGCAGCAGAUGGAGGCGGUCUACAGGUUCUGCAUCAGUGUGAAUCCCUCAGAUGUGAUCGAGGUGGAUCCUGAGCUGGGAGACUGUGUUCUGCAGGAUCCUCUCACAGCAACUGCACUGUUUCAGUCUGUUUGCUUCCUGGCCAUAAAGACUCUUUCACUUCUCGAUAAGAUCCACACAGAGAGUCAGGUGAAUGUGAUCCUGAAGUUCACUCACCUUCCUCCGUUCCCAGAGUACUCGUUGGACCUUUGUAGUUUUCCUCGGGGGAACGGGGCCAUGAGGCCGGUCUCCAUGGAGGGUUUAGUCAUCGCCAUAACGAGAGUCACCAAAUACACCCAGGGCGCUCGGUUCCUCUGCAGCGAUGAGGAGUGCCCUUGCUCUGCAGGGUUUCACCACAUCCGAGUUCAUGCACCCGGAGCCACAGAAUCGGCCACGGUGAGAAACGACUUCAUCUGCAGGAUCUGUGGCUCGGCUCUGAAAGAAGACGUGAAGUUCAGAGUACUGGGAGACAAACAGCUGGUGGAGAUGAUCCACUUCAGAGCUCUGGAUCUUCUGAGCGCUCAUCAGCAGAGCUCGCUCAGGUACCAGUCCGUCACCCUGUUCCUCAGAGAUGAGCUGUGUAACUCAAUGAGAAUCGGUCGACUCUACAGGGUUUUGGGGAUUCCUGCACAUGUGCACCAGUGGCCAAACAUCACCUGGAGUGUGGAGGCAAACAGUGUGAAACCCUGGGAGCCUGAGUAUCCACAUGAAGUCAGUGUGAGUUUCCAGCAGCUUCUGAACGUCACAUCUUCUUCUCGCUGGAGGUUUUGUGCCGUGUUGUCUCACUGCUUCGCGCUGAACGUGGCUCCUCCGGGUCUCUAUAACACCUUAAAGCUGGCCUUAUUGCUCAGCUUGGUGCAGAACAGAGUGGAUGAAAAAGAGACGUUUCACAACCUGGAUCUCCUCGCUGUCACCACUGACUCUCUCAUUCUGGACAGACUGAUGACGUACAGCUUGCAGUUGGCGAGUCGUGGAGUCAGACAUCAGGUGUCAGGAGAGAUGUUUGCUUCUCUUUCUCGAGACGGACUCGGCUCCGGCUCCGCUAACAUCCACGCCGGCUCCUCUCUGCUCGCCACGGGGGGAGUCUGCAUGCUGGGGGAUCUGGGAGGAUACAAGAAGGACAAGCUGGACGCCAUCCAGUCAGGUAGAGGCUCAAAGAGAUUCAUCCCACAGGCCAUAAGACUGUUCAACGCCUGA